AUGUCUCAUGCCGUCUGCCUCGCCGCCCUGCAGCGCGAGGGGCACCACGGGCCCUCCGCGUGCGUGUGUGUUUGUGCAAUUGUGCGAUUUCUCCUUGCACGAUUAUUCCUUUCUUUUUUAAUUUCUUUUUUCUUUGCUUCUUUGCUUCUUUCCUCCGCCGUCCGCGUGGGCGCGUGCCGCCUCCACGCAGAACAGAGCGCGUGGGUCAUCGUCGUCGUCUUCGGCGGCGGCGGCGGCGGGGUUCGGAUGGUGCACGUGGAGCUCACAUGUGCGGCGAUUCGCCUCACACCGGUGUGGGUGUGUCUGCUGGCGUACUACCAGAAUGGGGAGUGGCCGACGCAGCUGCAGGCGCUCGUUCGCGUGAUGGACUACGGCUUCUCCGUCGACGCCUUUAAGCGCAGGCCGAUUGUGCUGCUGACGCACCUGUUUGUGCACGCCAACGACUCCCACCUCCUUGGGAACCUCUCCGCACUCACGGCGACCCUCGUCGAGUUCGGCGGCCCCUCCGUGGUGGAGAACGUGGAGGAGGAGAGCGCCUGGGUCUCGCUGCGGCGCACGCUUGGCUCGUUCGUCGUCCUCGUCGGCGGCGGCAUCGUGGGCGGCAUCGGCGGGCAGCUGCUGUACAACGACGCCCAGCUGGCGCGGCGGCACAGGCGGUGGCUUUCGCUGGCGGGGGUGCAGGAGGGGGCGGGCGGCGGCGCCGUGGACGGCGUGCUGCGGCGCGUGCGCAACUGGGUGGACCGGAUGAACUACAAAAUAGACAAGCGGCGGACGGACGCCGUCUUCAUGUGCGGCGCCAGUGCCGGCAUCUGCUCCCUGGCCGGCUUCAACGCGGCGUACUACCAGCGGUGGGGCACCGCACUCGCGAUGGUGGUGCCCGAGUUCGUCGCCGUCGUCUGUUCGCUGCUGCGCCCGCAAGCGGAACUCGCCAGCGCCGCGUGGCUGCCGGCAGGCGAAGUCGUCGGCCACGCGGCGCACAUUGGUGGGUUUACUGUCGGGGUCUGCAUGGGUCUCGCCUGGCGUUGGCUGUCGGGCGUCUAUCGCAGCAGGACGAAAAGGCGGCAGAAGCCAAAGAAUUUGUAG
Trypanosoma conorhini is the source of this 1083-nucleotide messenger RNA. RefSeq names its product putative serine peptidase, Clan S-, family S54. Bases 1 to 1083 code for a protein of 360 amino acids. NCBI's taxonomy places the organism in Eukaryota, Euglenozoa, Kinetoplastea, Trypanosomatida, Trypanosomatidae. The transcript has a single exon. The record is from RefSeq and is a predicted model, not a curated record.